AGUCACACUUUUUCAUAGUUUGGCUUGUCCUACGACUUACAGUGUGCGACUUAUGUAUCAAAAUAUAUAUAGUUUAACAUGUUUUUAAACAUUAAUUCAUACUGGAUGACAUGAACCGAGAAGUAAUCAUUACAGUCUACAGCAAGGAGAGGUUAUGUGUUGCUCCUGUACCCCUGAAAAAAUUAACUGAGAAAGACUGAACACAAACAAAAUGCCGCAGAAACGAAAAUCCUAUUCUGCCGAUUACAAACUGCAAGUAGUCAAAUAUGCAGCCGCGCACGGUAAUCGAGCAGCAGAAAGAAAGUUUGGAGUGAGUGAGAAACUUGUGAGGGACUGGCGAAAAAUAGAGGCUGCUCUUUCUGCAAUGAAGAAGACAAAGAAAGCUAAUCGCGGGCUGAAACCGAGAUGGCCAGAGCUGGAGGAACGAGUCCAAAAAUGGGUGUUUGAACAACGGGCUGCCGGGAGAGGCGUGUCACUGGUGCAGUUACGUCUCCACGCCGUGGUAGUUGCCAAGGAGAUGAAAUUAAAGGACUUUGCAGGCGGGCCUUCUUGGUGUCAGCGCUUCCUGCAACGCAACCACCUCUUUAUUAGAGAACGGACGUGUCAGAAACCGGCAGCAGACGUUCAAGCCAAGGUCGACAGUUUCCAUGAGUUCGUUGGAAAGCAGGUUUUUAAACUCAAUGCCCUUGGCUGCUGCCCGAUUCUUUUUUUUGGACGUCGGGGCCGCAACGGGGAGGUUUCCGGGGACAUAGUCCACCACAUCGCUCUGACUGAUGGGGAUGUCCAGGAUACAGUGAAGGAAAUGAGGAGACUCUAUGACCACCUCCUGAAAUGUUUACCUAUGGAUGUCCAGCAAGUGAUUGCUGGGGAAGAACAUCAGCUGGAGUCAAGCUCCAGUCUGGAACAGGAGGACCCAGAGCCCCCGCAUAUUAAAGAGGAACAAGAGGAACUCCAGGCCAAUGAGGCUAAAGUGCAGCUUCAAGGGCUGGAGGAGGUUGAUAUCACCAAGUUCCUAUUCACUCCCUUCCCUGUGGAGGAAAAAGAUCAGCAGGAGUGGAGCUCCAGUCCAGACCCAGAGGACACAAAGCCCCCCCACAUUAAAGAGGAACAGGAGGAACUCCGGGUCAGUCAGGGUGAAGUGCAGCUUCAAGGGCUGGAGGAGGUUGAUAUCACCAAGUUCCUAUUUACUCCUGUCCCUGUGAAGAGUGAAGAUGAUGAAGAACCACCUCAGUUCUCACAGCUUCAUCACAGACUAACUGAAGAGAUAAAAACAGAAGCUGAUGGAGAGGACUGUGGAGGACCAGAACCAGCCACGAACUCUGAUCCAGAUUGGAAUUCUGAUGAUGAGACUGGAGAUUCUUCUGAACCUGAGACAGAUGACAGUAAUGAUUGGAAGGAGACCAGAGACCCUCAGUCAGGUUUAAACUCUCUGAAUGAUAAUGAAGAAUAUGGCAGUGAUCUGAGACGUAGUACUGGUGGGAGAGAGUGUGGAAAAAGAUCUGGUGCCAGUGGACAUCUGAGAUCUCAUGCAGGAGAGAAAACAUUUAGCUGCUCCUCUGUAACAAAACUUUUAGAGUGAGUGGAAGUUUAAAGAAACACAUGAGAAUCCACACUGGAGAGAAACCCUUCAGCUGCUCAGUCUGUAAGAAAGCCUUUACAGAGAGUGGAAAUUUAAACAU
Messenger RNA from Etheostoma cragini (Arkansas darter), 1679 nucleotides. RefSeq lists its product as uncharacterized. Gene Ontology annotation, molecular function: sequence-specific DNA binding. Bases 212 to 1579 code for a protein of 455 amino acids. The record is from RefSeq and is a predicted model, not a curated record. Lineage: Eukaryota; Metazoa; Chordata; Actinopteri; Perciformes; Percidae. The transcript has 4 exons.